AUGCCGCCACGAAUAGCUGACGACGAGUACGUCGACGACGGGGCCGACGCCUACGAUGCCGAAGACUUUCUCGACGACGAUGACAGCGGCGACGAGUACCGUGCUGCUCCAUCACUACCCAAGCUCGGAACAUUACGCGGCGCUGCAUCGCGGCCUUCGGCUAACUCCAACGGCCGAGCUGGACCGUCCAACGCUGCCGCGGCAUCAUCGUCUUCAAGCACCGCUGCUCGAGUCAAAGCAGCAGCAGCCGCCAAAUCCAAGCAGAAAGACCAAGGAUACUCCUGGGAAGCCACAUACAAGCGAUCAUGGGAUGCUGUCGCCGAAGACGACUCUGGCUCGCUCGAAAGUGCCGUCCGCUCAAUGAUCGAAGGGUCCAAACGUCGCCGAGUGCUCAAAGAUGUAGCGCCCGUUCAGCGCGGUAUCAUCCGACACCUGGUACUUUUGGUUGAUCUUUCCGCUAGCAUGCUCGAGAAGGACAUGCGACCGAAUCGCUUCGAUGUGACGCUCCAGUAUGCGCGCGAGUUUGUCGGCGAGUACUUCGAUCAAAAUCCCAUCGGCCAACUCUCGAUCAUCGGCACGCGCUCCGGCAUCGCAGAACGGCUCGCGAUGAUGGGAGGCAACACCGUAGAUCACACCGCAUCCCUGUCCAACAAGCGAAGGCUGGAGCCGAGGGGAGAGCCAUCGCUUCAGAAUGCGCUCGAGAUGGCUAGGAGCAGCUUGGUGCAUCUGCCGGCGUCCAACUCGCGAGAGAUCCUGGCGAUAUUCGGAAGCUUGACCACGUGCGAUCCGGGAAACAUCCACGACACCAUCGGUACGCUGGUCAAGGACAACAUUCGAGUGUCGAUCGUGCAUCUGGCUGCAGAAGUCAAGGUGUUCAAGGACGUGUGUACGCGGACGGGCGGUACGUUCAGUGUAGCGUUGAACGAGGGGCAUUUUCACGACUCGUUGUUCGAGCUAGUUCCUCCACCGGCGGUCGAGGGCAGAGCGAGGCGGGUCAAGGGACGCAAUGGAGUUAGCGCGACGAAUGGUGUACAGAACGGGGAUGACGAGGACGACGAAGCGGUGCAAGCAGGAGUGGAUUUGUUGCAGAUGGCUUUCCCGCUACGUCUCCCCGCCCACGCAGCUCCCACGCUAUGCGCGUGCCACUCGCGCUCCCGCGGAAGCGGCUACCUCUGCCCGCGCUGCGGCGUCAAAGUCUGCGACGUGCCCACAGACUGCCCCGUGUGUGGCAUCACCAUCGUCAUGUCGACGCACCUGGCGAGGUCGUACCACCAUCUGUUCCCCGUGCCGAACUGGAAGUCGGUACCGUGGACCUCAGUGACGCUGGAUUCGGCGCCGGCGUGCUUCUCGUGCAACCUGCCGUUCCCGACGCUCCAGGAGGGGAGCGAGAGGAGCGCAGCGGCCAACAAGGCGUUGGAGGAUGCGGGGUUGUCGGCCAGCUCGAGAUUCACGGCAGCAGCCCACCCUUACAAUGCUCACAAUGAUUCAACACGCUGCGUAUCGAGCGCAAUCCACAGCAAGUAA
Pseudozyma hubeiensis SY62 is the source of this 1524-nucleotide messenger RNA. RefSeq names its product RNA polymerase II transcription factor. Gene Ontology annotation, cellular component: transcription factor TFIIH holo complex; transcription factor TFIIH core complex. NCBI's taxonomy places the organism in Eukaryota, Fungi, Basidiomycota, Ustilaginomycetes, Ustilaginales, Ustilaginaceae. The coding region runs from base 1 to 1524 and encodes 507 amino acids. The transcript has 2 exons. Gene Ontology annotation, biological process: nucleotide-excision repair; DNA-templated transcription; regulation of transcription by RNA polymerase II. The record is from RefSeq and is a predicted model, not a curated record.